AUGCCACUUAAUUCUCCUCGGUCAUCAAUAAAAAAUAAAAAACUUCGACGUCGUCAAACCAUUGAUACUGUACAAAGUCGACACCAUCGAACAACUUUACAACAAAUUCAAGCAAUGCUUUGGCCUACACGACAAGCACAGACUACUACUACUACGAUUAGUAAUAAUAAUCAAAUCAAUAAACAUGAAGCAAUGCCAAUGAUUGCUGAAAAACCAACUAAUCAACUACAACGAUCAUUAAGUGUUCGUGAAAAUAAUCCAAAUACUAUCAAUGAGAAUUUCAAUGAACGACGAAAAUCACAUCGUAUUCAACGACAUUCGGAUACGAUGGCUAAUAUUUAA
Messenger RNA from Adineta steineri, 342 nucleotides. The record is from the annotation of a GenBank genome assembly. NCBI's taxonomy places the organism in Eukaryota, Metazoa, Rotifera, Eurotatoria, Adinetida, Adinetidae.